AUGUCCACCUUAUAUUGGGAUCUUGACGUAUUGCCUAAAGUGAUGUACAAUGAUAUAGAUAAAGUACAUCUUCAAUUCAGCGCCCCCGCCCUCUGGGACUAUGUUCUUCACUCUAUCGUCGGCAACAGCAUCAGGGGUAACUUUACUCCUACCAGCUUCAACGAAAAGCCGUGCCUUGCCCCCCCUUAUUUUAUUCCGAAAAGGAACACUCGCGCGCACUUGUGGCCUAGUGGAAGUGACUUUAGGACGAAAAGUGUGUAUUUUAAGCCGCGUAUAGUGCGCUCCACUCGAAAGAGGUUUCAUAGAUUUAUGCCAGCCAUGGUAGUGAGUGGGACCUUAGAAGGGAGAAGUAGCGUAGCGCUGAAGUGGUCAGUGGAUGCUGUUCAUUUAGAUAAGGCAGAUACUAGUGUUGUUUUUAGGUUACGUUAUAGAAAAUCGACGAGUGCCACCAUUUACCAAGUGUUCUUUACAAAAACAUUAAGAUUAGAUUGUGCUAUAAGUAUUCGUAGUGGACAUUCCGGGCGCAUCCACUCCGGCCACCUGCCUCACACACAUGGGUGCCGCCUUAUCUUCCCCCAACCCUCUCCGAGGAACGCUCUCCUCAUAGAAUUGCAUAAGCUCAACGUGCCAUGCUCAUCUGGCUACCUUAGAUUCACCCCGACUUCUCCAACGAUAUGUGGAAAACUCGAACAGAUACCGAUCAGAUCGAGGAAAUUUCUUUAUCAGUCUUCGUCCAGGAAACCUGAGGUGGAACUCCACGGUCGACCCAUGUUCGCCGCGAUCUACCGUUUAGUGGAUCACUGCCAUGAUGUCCUUAUAACGGGGAGGAACGGCUCGUUCGACGUCGGCCCAGCUGAUAAAUUACAGUGCUCCUAUAACAUUCAUCUGCCUUAUGGGAACAAAGUCGCGUUACGGCUCCAAAUGGGUACAAAAACAGCCCACGACUCGAAGAUCAUUCACGAAGAGUCCCAACUAUGUAAGGGAAUGCAACUAAGCUUGCAAGACGGCGAAUCGAGAUGGAAACAUUGUUCCCAACCGGGUGAUCCUCUUCGCAGCGUUCAGAUUAUUUCUGAGGGAAAUUCUAUAAGGCUCAACGUAACUAUACUAGGCAAAAGAAAUUCUUCAAACAUGUGGCUAAAGGUAUGGUGGAUGGAUAAACCAGUCGAAGAUAUAGUCGGGAACUGCGAUUAUGGAUGGUUGGCGUCUGGAGACUUCUGUAUUACAGCAGUGAGGGAAAUAAAGAAAUCCUGGAGGCAGUCUGAAGCUGAAUGCGUCAAGCUAAGAGGCCAUUUAACUAGCUUAUCAAACGAACAUCAACAGAAAAUCUUGGAUCAAAUGUUAACUCAUACACCCGGCGGCACUGAAGGUGACGUGUAUUGGAUCGGAGCAACAGACACGUUGCACGAAGGAGAAUUUCGAUGGUCGGAUGGACUUCCAUUUUCAUACGCGCAUUGGUUCCCUGGUUGGCGCAAACACUCAAGUCAACCCAACGACGAUGGUACGUCUGGACAAGACUGUGUGGAGGUACGAAGAGCUAUGCCUCCGAGACCUGCCCACCCCACUUUUAUGUGGAAUGACAGGAGCUGCAGGGAACACAAUUACUUCGUGUGCGAAAGACCUAGAGCGAAUGAUCCGUACAAAGCAUCACGUAUCCAAUGCAACGAGACCAUAGUGCUGUCUCACUCUCACCAGCACGCUACAGUCUCGAGCCCCGGGUUUCCUCGGCCUUAUCCGGAUGAUGCAGAAUGCGUCACUGAAGUCAGAGCACCACCACAGCACACCAUACGGCUGCACUUUGAGGAGCUUCUCACAGAACACGAGCCACAUUACGACUUUUUGGAGAUAUUGGAGCCGAGCGUAGACAACACCACAGACCGUGAAGAUUGGGUCUCGGAUCAUCACGCCUAUAGCUCGGAAAAUGAGGUAUUUGAAGAACUUGAGACGCUGAUGCCCGAGUCAGAUGCCGUGAGUGCCGGCUGGUCCCGGGAAUCCUUAGUUCGCAGACGUCGCCUCUGCGGUGAUUGGGGUGGAAAGUUGAAGCUGCUGCGUUACCAAUCACGGGGUCACGUUCUACGGCUUCGCUUCCGAUCAGACCACUCAAGGCACUAUGCGGGUUAUCGGGCGAAAGUCACGUUGUCCGAUUCACAGUCAUGUAUGGACUCAAAGCAAAUACUUUUCAACGGGUUCUGCUACCUCUUUUCCGGCUAUCCUCGUGCUUCCUGGACCACAGCUAAGCAGGUUUGCGAAGGAUUAAACAUGCAUUUAGCGUCCGUCCACACACCGGAUGAAGAACGUUUUUUAGUAUCAGGGAUUAGGCAAAGCAACGAUUACAGCGCUGGCGCUAUCUACUGGCUAGGCGGUCGUUUAGUAAACGAUGAACUGGCUUGGAUAGAUGGAAGCUCCAUGGUGUACCAGUCUUGGCCACCGUACAAUAACACUGAAGAAGUCGACCAAGCAUGUUUGGCUGUACAGUGGAAAACAUCACCUGUUCCUUCUCAACCCAGUGGGUUAUAUUGGACACUACACAAGUGUUCAAUAACGGGAGGUUAUGUUUGCAAGCGAAGACUCAACCCUGAGAAUUUGGUGAAAAAUGAAACUGUUGAAGGGACUUCUGGUAUCCUAAGCAGCUUGAACCACCCGGCGGUUUAUGACAACGACCUGGAUUACUAUACUGUCUUCAAAGGCCCACCCGGAUCAAGACUUGUUUUCGUCUUUCAAAGUAUCGAUUUGGAGUACCAGAGUGACUGCUUGUAUGAUUUUAUAGAGAUGCAAGAUCGUCAACAUGUCAAAUCGGCGAGAUACUGCGGCACUGUUGAAGAAGUACGUUGGGUUGCUUCUAGCAAUGAAGCUGUUCUUCAUUUUCGUUCAGAUUAUAGCAUACAAAGCACUGGUUUUCUUUUAAAAUGGCAUGCAGUAGAACUGACAGGAUGCCCUUCACAAACGUUUACGUCUAAAGAAGGAACAAUAACCAGUCCCAACUAUCCAUAUUUUCUUUUACCAGAUCUUGAAUGCACUAUAGAUAUUUUGGCUCCAACAGGAAAGCGUGUAUUCCUCAACAUCAGUUUCUUCAAUUUUGGCUACGGCACUUUUAGUAAUGGAAUAUCUGUGAACCUAACAAAUGCGAUCCCGGAAGACAAUUAUCUGGAAGUCCAAAUAGACCCUCAAAUUGAACCUAUUAGAUCAUUUCAGAAUCCUAAUGUAUUUACUGGUGUAAGCUACCUAAACGUAUCCUACGUGACGGAAUUGGGCUCGGUUCGCGUCGGCCAAUUGUCACCACCGAAUUGGCCCAUUGCAGGCCCUACCCAAGCCAGGCUCCAGUCGAGACUGAUAGCCCCACAUGGGUAUACACUAUCAGCGUCGUUUGCUAGAACCACACUUGCCAUGAAUUCUGACCUCUGGCCUUGUGGAGAUGGCAAAGGAUGGAUUGAGGUACAAGAUAGUUAUACAGAUAACAACGGUACUAAAUGGAUUUUGUGCGAAUCAAAACGACUCAUGCGCAGUGUGGAACCAAUAGUGCCUCUCAUAAUUAACUCAUAUUUACACACUUUAAUCAUAACUCAGUACUCCGCUGAUCGCCCUGUGGACAUGGAGGUUUCUUUAGUUAUUAAUUAUGAUCACGAAUAUCACAAUAAAAUUCUGUUAUUACCGGAUGAAACAAGCCUAGAAUCGUGUUUCCCUAAUCCGUGCCUUCAUGGAGGUAAUUGUGCUACAGAAGAGAGUAGAAAUAUCUGCCAAUGCUCUGGAUACUAUACUGGCGCCUUUUGCUUAAUAACGGCAUGUGAACGAUCACCGUGUAUGUUUGGCAACUGUUCGCUAUCAGAGGACUUGGAUGAAGGGGGGUUUCGUUGCGCUUGCGCACGCGGUUGGCGCGGUAAGCGAUGCUCUGAACGCAUCAGACCUUGUGCUUCAAAGCCAUGUAACCAUAGAGGAGCCUGCUUAGAGAAAGAUGGCGCUUUUUUGUGUCAAUGCAAUCCUUCUUGGAAGGGCAAAAGAUGUGAAAUACCAAAUCCUACACCAAACAUAGUUGGCCUAGGAACAAGAAUGAUGCAGGAACCAUUUUGGCUUGGACUCUUUGCAGUAUUCUCAGUUUUAGGGAUGGUUGGUUUAGUAUGGUGUGCAAAACGCCAUUUUCCAGAAAAAAUUGAAAAGCUCCUAGCGGAAGAAGCCGACCGAUGCGCGAGACCGGCUGGUGCGGUGCGGCGCGGGCGCAGCACUGGGGAGGCUCGAACACUGCUCACGCGGCUCGGUAUCCGCAAGCCGUCUAUAUCGGGGCUCGCCCAACCGCGGGCCGUGCGCACCUUUAGUUUGGACGAUCUCUUAAAGCCGCAGCCUGGACGAUCACCAUCACCUCGCAAGAAACGCAACAAUUCAACGCCAACUAAAAAAAAUGCUGCUGAGAAAAAACAAAUAUUACAGCAAUUAAUAAGUCCCGCAGCAGCAAACAACCAUUCGAAAAAAAUAUCUAUGGGAGAACUUAUACAGAUGACGGAAAAGAAGACUUUAAGCACGGUAGAAAGUGCGCCUGCUUUCGUAGAAUAUGGCAUAGACACUAAGGAUACAUCUUUUGCUAGCGAGGGGUCUUCUCCCUCCACGUCACCUUCAAUGCGUCAGGUGUCCGACCCAAAAUUAGAAAAGAAGGUUACUUUUGCGAGAUUAUUGAAUAAGGUAUCAGCAGAAAUGAGCUCUAGUUCAGAUGUAGAUAUGGUGAAUACAAUAGCCAUUCCGAUGGCAGUCAUAGCCGAUAGAAGUUCAAAAGCUAAAGCAUCUAGUACGCCUCCUUCGCCAGGGGUUGAAGUCAGGUCACCACAUAGCACAUCAAGUAAUCAAGGCAGCGAUUCAAUGUCUAGUUUAGACCUAACCGGACAUUCAACCUUAAAGAAAUACUCCAGGAGCUCAAAAAUCUCAAGUGCUGAUUCUAUCUUAGCGAUGUUUCGAAAUUUUUCGUCAUCAACAGCUCUCACGUCGAGAGCAUCGUCUGGUGGAAUAUCUAUAUCCAGUACUCCAACCGCAUCGUCUCCUCAGGAUGAUACCAUAGACGCUGAUGAUAUUUCCAUAAACUCGGCUCAUAUACCAUCCUUAGCACCGGAUUCACCCAUUGCAAGACAACAUAACACUAUAGAAAUACAGGUUGUCGAUCCACUAAAUGCUCACCGACCAUCAUCAUCCAGCAAUUUAUUGCACCCUCCGUCCAUUCUUCUUGAAGUGCCGAGUUCUAUUAACAAGUGCCUAUCACCCAUUCGAGAACUUCCCACACCACUGCCCACCCCGUUACCAACUCCACUCCCUACGCCGCUGCCUUCUCCCCGGAUGCCAAGAGCUAAGGUAGAAUCAGAUAGUAAAAGUGAAUCAACAACGUGUAUUUCUCCUAGCGAAGAUGAAUUAGAUGAGAUUAAAACGGAAAAAUGCCGGCCUUACCCUGAUUUACGACUCAAGCUUCGACAACCACAUAUGACAAGCAUUGAAACACCAACUUCAUCAACACAAAUAACAGACUCUCCAAGUCCUAGUAUUACUCAUAGCCAGGACUCAGAGCGAGAAAUGUCUUCGCCUUCACCAGUACCACUUUCGCUUCGUGUUCCCGUCCUUACAAUAGAAAGACCUUCCCCAGGGUCACCUCCUCCUCGUCGUACGCCACCUCACCUGGAAUUUCAACCUCCACCUUUAAUAACGGUAACAUACAAUGCGAGCGAAGAAUCAGACGAACCCUUAUCUCCAAGACCUCCACCGCCAUCAGCGAACAUGUGUUAUUUGAGUCCCUUCUCAAUGUCUGUAAGAGGAGAAAGAGCUCCGUCAGAGUCAAAUCUAUCAUCGUCGGGAUACAGUUCUAUGGCCAGCCCGGGACCAUCUCGCUGUGGUUCAAGCAAUCCGUUAUGUCCGUCAGAAAUGGAAGACCCAGGUUCUGGUGGAGGACCUUCGUGCUUUCCAUCCAGAAGACGGCCGUUGAUGAAAACCAAUUCUAGUCCGGCAACUUCUAAUGAAGGAACUGACGAACGGCGCCGGGGUAGAUCUGAUUCUGAAACUUUAUCAGAUGACCCCUUAUUAGAAUCUAAUGAUGAAGGAAUUGGUACUGAUGAAAGAGUAGACGAUGUCCCUUCAAGUGCAAAAGAAAUGGAAUCACUCGGGAUUUUAAAAGAAACUCUUGAUAUUCCCUUACCGCCGUUGUGUUCUCCAAGUGGUGUUACAAAGUGUACUAUAGUUAAAUGUAUAAGUGUGGAACGCGGUUUAGACGAGAAGGCCUGUCUGCGACCUCCUAUAUUGUUUUCUGACUGUAGCCAUCCACUAAGUCCUGUAAGUUCUAGGAGUGAAAGCCCGAUAAGUGAUAAAAUUUGUUUAGGGCGGUUUUCACCACAGUUCGGACGACUAGUACCCUUUACAGAUUCUGACGGUUUGUACGACUUUCCGAGUACAGAAAGCGUAAAGGGCAAUACGUGUAAAAGUAGUAGUAGUUCACACAGGAAGUCUGGAAGAAGAAGAGAUCGAAAGUCACCAAGGACGGUAUCUCAUGAAGUGACUGGAUCAAAUAAGUCACCUUUGCCGCAUAUGCCACAUUCCAUGCAUAAUUUAUUAGAGGUACCCUGUUACACUCGUGGUCGUAAAAUUGGAAGAAGACGUUCUCGAUCUCAAGUGCCCGCCCUCGCGUCCUCUUCAUCAUCAGAGGAUUCAAUAUCAAACGCUUCGGUAGCUUCUAUUGCGUCGGCGAGAGAACUAAGACUUCCAGACUUAGAUAUGCAGUCAGAGCUGACACGUUCGAAGAAACCGUUGAGGCGCCAGAAGUGCAGGAGUUCAGAGGAUACGGCUUCGAAAAUAUCGUCUAGCUUAGAUCUAACGGAAGGUUCUCGGAGACCAGUGAAAGUGAAUAAACUGAGGACUAUUAGUAAUCAGAUAAGGUGA
This is a messenger RNA of Leptosia nina, 6891 nucleotides long. The record is from the annotation of a GenBank genome assembly. NCBI's taxonomy places the organism in Eukaryota, Metazoa, Arthropoda, Insecta, Lepidoptera, Pieridae.